AUGGUAGAAGUUCACGUAUUCUCAUGGAAUAGAAUAUUCUUCAACGGCUUUUUCUUGGUCCUUGAUUCUCAUACACUGAGGCAAGCGUGCAAAACCUUGGCUAAAUGGCCAAUGGGAUCCCUUCGUCAAGCAGCGAGGGCUGAGGAAAGGAUACUAAGCUGCAUCGACUAUGCAUGA
This is a messenger RNA of Dovyalis caffra, 177 nucleotides long. The record is from the annotation of a GenBank genome assembly. NCBI's taxonomy places the organism in Eukaryota, Viridiplantae, Streptophyta, Magnoliopsida, Malpighiales, Salicaceae.